Messenger RNA from Hipposideros armiger (great roundleaf bat), 4193 nucleotides. RefSeq names its product glucose-6-phosphatase catalytic subunit 2 (gene G6PC2). Gene Ontology annotation, biological process: glucose 6-phosphate metabolic process; gluconeogenesis. The transcript has 5 exons. Gene Ontology annotation, molecular function: glucose-6-phosphatase activity. The coding region runs from base 86 to 1153 and encodes 355 amino acids. NCBI's taxonomy places the organism in Eukaryota, Metazoa, Chordata, Mammalia, Chiroptera, Hipposideridae. Gene Ontology annotation, cellular component: membrane. The record is from RefSeq and is a predicted model, not a curated record.
GCCACGAGAAUACCGUAUAAAAAUGGUGGGGCUGAGAGCAUUUCAGCUCCAAUUGCUCGAUGUUUAGAAUUGCCUCUCUUCCAAGAUGGAUUUCCUGCAUAGGAAUGGAGUGCUCAUUAUUCAGCAUUUGCAGAAGGACUACCGAGCUUACUACAAUUUUCUAAAUUUUAUGUCUAAUGUUGGAGACCCCCGGAAUAUCUUUUCUAUUUAUUUUCCACUUUGGUUUCAACUUAAUCAGACAGUUGGAACCAAGAUGAUAUGGGUAGCAGUCGUUGGGGAUUGGUUCAAUCUUAUUUUUAAAUGGAUAUUAUUUGGUCAUCGGCCUUACUGGUGGGUCCAAGAAACUCAGAUUUACCUAAAUCACUCAAGUCCAUGCCUUGAACAGUUUCCCACUACAUGCGAAACAGGUCCAGGAAGUCCAUCUGGCCAUGCAAUGGGCUCAUCGUGUGUCUGGUAUGUCAUGGUAACCGCUGCCCUGAGCCACACUGUCAGUGGGAUGGAUAAGCCAUCUACCACUCUGCACAGACUGACCUGGUCAUUUCUUUGGAGUCUUUUUUGGUUGAUUCAAAUCAGUGUCUGCAUCUCCAGAGUAUUCAUAGCAACACAUUUUCCUCAUCAAGUUAUUCUUGGAGUAAUUGGUGGUAUGCUUGUGGCAGAGGCCUUUGAACACACCCCAGGCAUCCAGACGGCCAGCCUGAGCACAUACCUAAAGACCAACCUCUUCCUCUUCUUGUUUGCACUCGGCUUUUACCUGCUUCUCAGGCUGCUUGAUAUUGACCUGCUGUGGUCGGUGCCCAUAGCCAAGAAGUGGUGUGCCAACCCCGACUGGAUCCACAUUGACACCACGCCUUUUGCUGGACUAGUGAGAAACCUUGGGGUCCUCUUUGGCCUGGGCUUUGCAAUCAACUCGGAGAUGUUUCUCAGGAGUUGUCGGGGGGAGAACGGCUACAAGCUGAGCUUCCGGCUGCUGUGCAUUGUGGCCUCAUUGACCACACUGCAGCUCUACCAUUUCAUCAAAAUCCCCACGCACGCAGAGCAUUUAUUUUAUGUGCUGUCUUUCUGUAAAAGUGCGUCCAUUCCACUAUCUGUGGUGGCUCUAAUUCCCUACUGUAUCCAUAUGCUAAUGAAACCACACGAAAAGAAGAUUGAUUAGAGUUGUGCGGAGUUGGUGCUCUGUGGCCCCGGGAUGACCCUUCCAGCAGAAGCACACAGCAGGGAGAGCCUAGAGGCUUCCAAUCAGAGGGCCCAGGGUGGCGGACACAGGUCACAUUCCCACCCGCACAUGAUUGUAGCUUGGUGUUUAGAGUAGUCUUUUUUUAUUUUUUCUGUUUUAAGUUAGUUCCCAACAUGUAAAAAUCAUCAUAUUUGACAUAAAAAUCAGAAUUUCUGUAUUUUCUUGAACAAUCAGAUGAUAUGGCAAUAGAGGACCUGCAUUCUCACUUGGACACAAUUGACUGUUGCUGACUGUCCCCCAUAUGAACUGGCACUAUCCAUUUAUCACAGCCGGCAGCACCCCAACAAGGAGUCCCAGCAUCUCAUAUCUUUGUCUUCAGCUGCUUGGGUGGCUGUGGGUAUUUCAGUGGCAGUCAAAUCCAAAUUCUUCAGUUUUCAGAUAAGGAAAUGGAGGCUUCUGCAGGUAAAAGGACUCGCUUUUGUUACACCGCUGGCAGACAGGAUUUAAAACCCAAACAUUCAAACACGUGUUUCCAUUACACUAUGUUUUAUUUUUUCACUUUCAAGAAGUAAAGAUCCAUAAAAUUUUAUGGAGGUUCUAUGACAAUUGCUAUGUAAAUCAGUUAUUUUUCCAAAAAUAAUGUUAAAACGCUACAUCCUGUUUGGCAUACACCAUACAUGAGGGUCUUGAGGGGGCCGAUAGUGAUUCUAGAUAUGGAUACUUUCCAGAGAAAAAGAAACAGGCCAGGCUACUGUCUGGACUUGAAUCUUUGCUUAACUCCUGUUCUCUGUUGUACGGUAGUGCUUUCCAAUAUCGUAAUAAAUGCUGUUGAAUAUACUCUGCUUAGAACAUAACUUACCCCAAAAUGCUUAUCUCCUCACUAUGACAUCUUUAUACUUCAUCUUUAAGAGCCAAUUUUUUAAAACUAGGGAAAUCAAGUGACUUCCUCAAGGUCAUGCUCCAGCCCAGGAAAACUAUUAAAUGCUUAUAUCUGUUAGCUGGGUUAAUUUCUAUGAUACUGAACUGUGAAUAAAAUCUACAUCUUUACUUUAGAAAAUUAUUAUGAUAGAAUGUUAAUAUUAUACUAAGAAUUUCUCAGUAAGGUUUUUCUUCUCAUUGACCUAGUAAUUCUGGACUUUAAGUUGAUUACUUUGUCAUAUCAAUCAAGUACAUUUGAGUCAGAUUUUGCUGCAUUUCCUAUUGACCUCUGAUCUACCACAAUGUUUCAAGUAACUCUUUUCAAGAAUAUCAAUACAUGAUUUCUUUUAGAUGACAUAUUAAAUAACCCAUAAAUAUUUAUGAAAACAUAACAAUGCAAGCAAAUGCUAUUUGAUAACAUAUUAACUGAGGGUGACAAAACCUCUAAAAAUCAAACGAAUUAUUGGUCCAUUUCUAAGUGUAUUUAUAGAGUAUAUGCUGUUGCUUUUACAAAACACAUUUAAUAGCUUUCUUUUUAAAAGGUAAUUGAACUUGAUUUUAGUGAUUGGGUAAUUCCUCAGCAAAAAGCUGAGGUAUGAAGAAAGAUUAUCUUAAGAAUGACAUUUGUCUCGUGUUGAUGUAACAUUUGGAGUGAAAGAGAGAAGAAUCAUUGUUAAUGUGCGACUUUUGUUCAUUGGUCCAAGGCUCCCAGUUGUCCUUAGAAGGUCACUUCAAUCCUUUCACACUUUAUGAUGCAUUUGCCUCAUCACAUGUUCUUCUGCAGUUGUCAGAGAUCUCAUUCCUAUCUAAGAGCUCUUUGGCAAAGUUUCGUUUGAGAUUAGUAACGUUCAUCUUGAAGAAUCUUCCAUCCCAGUACAAUCUCAGCCUGCUCUUACCUUGGCCUGAGGAAACUGGCAUUAAUAGCCCAGAGAUCCUGCCACAGUGCUUGUCUCCACCGUCAUUCCCUUCUCGGUUCCCAGAGAGCUCUUUUCAGUCACUGCACAGUGAAUGCUGUCUGCUGGGUGAUACACAAUCCUCGGAAGGGGACUAGGACAAGCUGUAGGCUUGUUUUCCAUAAUUAAUGCCCAACAAAUCUACCCCUAUCUGCCAUAAAGCCCCGGAGUCCCCAUGUGAUGGGAUUUCCCUUUUUACUCUAGUUGAAAUCUCCCGGAGGGAUCUAUAUGGUGGCAAAUGGCUUUUGCAGUUGAAACUGCUUAGGCAGCAAGAGAAACAGCUUCUCACAGCCUUGGAGAAAAUGUCUGCCUUUAAUAAUAAUGGAAAAGACUCUCCUGCAUCUAAUUUAUUUGCCAAGAGUAAGUGGAAUUGAGCUCAUUUGACAUGCUGUUAUUAUAUCCAUAUAUUCAAAAUGCCUACACAUCUACAUAUUCAGGAGAAAAGUGUCAAUAUCAUGAGUUUUCAGGGUGAAAGUCUAGACAAAUGACUUGGGAAGCUGUCCAAUGAAGGAUGUAUUUGAAAAGAAAUGCAAAGGACUUUAUUAUUGCUGAAGCCAGCUAUCAAAAAGAGUGCUGAGUCCCUUUCCUUUGACAACAUAUUGAUUGGACAUCUGCCUUAACAAGGUUAAAUUGGUGCCUUCUCUAGAUCUAUUUCAGUAUAGCAGAAGGGAAAUUAAAAAGUUAUUAUAAGAUGCCCUUGAAACUCAAAGUUAUAUAGCUCUAAAUGCCUUACAUUUAUUUAAAAUCUGUAAAUAAAUUCAAGAUCAAAUUGGUAGGUACACAUGCAAAAAACUUUGGUAUAAGAGAAAGUAAAAAAAACCUUGGUUUUAAAAUGUGAUUCAUUUCUUAAGUCUAUCAAAACUAUGUAUUCCAGCACCUUUUAACUGUUUUUUUUUUACAAUGAUGGAAAUAUUCUAGGUCUGUGCUGUCCAAAAUGGUAGUCAGUACCCACAUGUGGCUAAUGAGCUCUUGAAAUGCAGCAAAUGCAACUGAAGAAUUCCAUUUUAAGGUUUUAUUGACUUUUAAUUGUUGAAAUUUAAAUAGUCAUGAGUGUGUAGCGGCUACUGAAUUGGAUAACACAGACUAAGUCCCACAGUGCUCUACCCCCCGCCCCCAGCAAAAAAAGUACUUUUCUAAUAUUGUCACCU